Messenger RNA from Paramormyrops kingsleyae, 2909 nucleotides. RefSeq names its product proteinase-activated receptor 2-like. Gene Ontology annotation, biological process: phospholipase C-activating G protein-coupled receptor signaling pathway; thrombin-activated receptor signaling pathway; blood coagulation. Gene Ontology annotation, molecular function: thrombin-activated receptor activity. NCBI's taxonomy places the organism in Eukaryota, Metazoa, Chordata, Actinopteri, Osteoglossiformes, Mormyridae. The record is from RefSeq and is a predicted model, not a curated record. Gene Ontology annotation, cellular component: plasma membrane.
AAAAACAUUAAUCAGAAGUAGCCAUACCUCACCUAUAACGUCACCGCACAUAUUCGGAUCCCCUUUUAAUUGGUUGAAUCUACCAAACGUGGUGAUAAUUUAUGCAGGUGUGGGCGUGUCGAUACUCAGGUAGCUCUGUCUUUGCCUUAUAUGGUGAAGGUGGGAUCGGUCACUGGGACGACACUGGCGUAGAGGAAACCAGGGAAGUAACUCACCUUUACCACUCAUCAAGCAGUGCAUCUGUAUCGCCGGGCUACCGUUUGGUAAAGGCUUCUCACUCCGCUCGCCAUGGUCUUCACUGGGCUACUGAAACUGGUCGUUUUUCUGUCUUUGGCGGCAGGAACGGCGGCCCAGAUAGGUUUGGCCAGUAAAGACAAAGCUCGGGGGGUUGUUGGACGUGAACAGAAAGGAAUUAUCACAGUGGAUCCCUCAACAGCUGACAUACUCAAAAGCAAGUUGACUACGGUCAUCUUCCCAAUAAUUUACAUCAUUGUUUUUGCUGUUGGAUUGCCCACAAACAUGAUGGCCCUUUGGGUAUUUAUCUUCCGAACAAAGAAGAAGCACCCCGCAGCUAUUUAUAUGGCUAACCUGGCACUUUCGGACAUCCUGUUUGUUGUUUGUAUCCCAUUGAAGAUUGCAUACCAUUUUAAGGAGAACAACUGGACCUAUGGAGAGGGACUCUGUAAGGUGUUGGUAGGCUUUUUCUAUGGAAAUAUGUACUGUUCCAUUCUUUUCAUCACUUGCCUUAGUGUGCAGCGCUACUGGGUAAUAGCCCACCCUUUAUCUGAGCAGAGAAAAAACAAUCAGAUAGCCACAGGGGUUUGUAUAGCCAUAUGGAUCUUUAUCUGGUUGAGUACAACACCACUGUACAUGUACAAGCAGACGGCCCACAUCAAUAACCUGAAUAUCACUACCUGCCAUGACGUUAACAUUAUCCACAAUAUUGAGGACCCAUUUCCUGAUGUUAAGCAUGCAUUCAUUUACUUCAUGUUUAUGGGGGGCUUCGUGUUCCUCGUUCCAACCUUGAUAAGCAUAGUAGCAUACGCCUGUCUCCUUAAAACCCUAGCAGGUUCCAUGGGCGAUAAUUCUGUGGGAAAAAGCCGGAACAAAGCGGUGGUGUUGAUUAUUACCGUCCUUGUGACCUUCCUGAUAUGCUUCAUCCCGAGUAACAUCAUGCUCCUCAUCCACUACUACCUCCUGAAGGAUGGCAACCUCAACAAUGCGUAUGGCUUCUAUAUCACCACACUUUGCCUGUCCAGCCUUAACAGUUGCCUGGAUCCCUUCAUUUAUUACUUCGUUUCUGAGGACUUCCGGGACAAUGUCAGGAACACGCUACUCUGCAGGAGCAAUCGAACAGUGGACAGGAUGAAAGUCUCCUUCAACUCCCUGAAGUAUUCAAAGAAGACCAACACUUAUACCUCUGACAACAGUAACACCCAGACAAGUAAUUGCUAAUCAUUUGGGGAUGGAGAUAAACUUGAUGACAGUAUGUAUACUACUUAUCUAAUGUAAAGUGUGUACUAUGUUUGUACAGCGUGUGCAGCUCCGUGUAAAAGCAAUCAUUUAUUUUUGAAGGGCAAAUAUUUUGCCUAUUUUUAUUUUUUAAACUGUGAAACUGGUGUGAUACUUUGCUUUUUUGAUACAUUUUUAUUCCUUAGUUUUUAAGUGUAUAAUGUCAUUUCAAUGAGAAUUUUACUUUUUUUUUUUUUAGUAAUUUUAAACUUGACAUCUAAAUCUGCGCUAGUGAUAUGUAAAUAUUUGAUAUGCUGUACAGUAUGUAUUCUUUUUAACAAUGCAAGUCAAUCCUUUGACAAUAUAUUAAGUAAAAAUGGAUUUAAAUAUUGUAUACCCAACUAUGCAUUAAUUAUAAGCAAUAAGCAAAUAUAAGCAAUAAUUUCUGUUGAUGUAAGUUUUCAGUAGUUAAAUUCUGUCCUGAACAUCAUCGUUUUUUUCUCCUCCAUCACUUCUGUGUUACUGCCGUAACACUACAAUAGGACCAUUAUCUAAUUAUGUAGAUACACAAAAGCCACGGAGAAUUUUGUCUACACUUUAUGCCAGAAAAUGCUCUUUUGGUAUUUAGUACACACGUUUCAUGUCCAAAGAAUUAUAUUUAUACAUGCACUAUAUAGCCGAAACUGUACACACCAGCUUGCCCGACAUCUCUCAGAAACUGAGGGUGUUAAUAUGAAGGUUGUUGGUACAGUGGCCUCUAAUCUUUAUGAAAGCUUUCCAUUAGAUGUAGGAACAUUGCUGGUGGGAUUUGCUGCCAUUUGGGCUGGAUAUUGCUGCUGCGAUCAAGUCCUUUGCUGUGAGUUUGUGUGGCCAAACGCUUAACUGAACCUGUUGUCGGGCUUUUCUGCUUCACAGUCAUUUUACUUUUGGUUGACCCAGAGUGCGUUUUCCAAAAGCAUAGUUGCUGACUACUUUAAUUACCUUGACUACCUUACCUAACUUCCAUAGUUGGAACCAUCCAAUGGAUCCUGCUAUAUAAGCUGGUAAUGGGAGUGUUUGGGAAACAUGACCCAGGACAGCUCCAGCAAGGGAGAAAUAUGAAAAAGUGACUUGUUGGAAAGAUGGUGUCCUAAGAUGGUGCCUGAUUGAAAGUCACUAACCUAUUCUGUACAACUACCCAUUCUGCUGCUAAUGUUUGAUGGAGUGUAUUGCAUGACUGUGUUCUUAAUAAUGCACCUUUGUCAGCAAUGGGUGUGGAUUAAUUUGACAAUUCUUCCAAUUAAUAGGAGUGUCCAGAUACAUUUAGCUAUAUAAUAUGUUUUACUUAAUUCUUGAGCAUGUUUUAAUCUUUUAUUCAUUCUAUUAUUUAAAAUAACGUGUCCCUUUCCAGCAGAUGUCCAUAAUUAUACUGACCACUGCUCAUCAUAAGUUUGUAAAAUAAAAACUAAUCAUCAGUC